CACAGUGCACCGGGAGUGACAUGUGAAAAAUGGCUUGUGAUGGAGGAGCCGUGUUUAAAGUGAUUCUUUUGAUACUAUGCUUGUGCUGCCUGGUGUACAAGAGGUUCACAGACAACGAAGCACUCAGAGUGUUCUAUCACCUGGAGAAGCUGUCCAGAGAAUGGCCUCACCUGAACAACAUCACGUGGGAUGAGAAUGGAGCAUUAUUGGCUGACGUCACGUUUGGUGGGUUCACCAUCAUCACUCUGGGACUGCUGAUUGGUCAACUGUGUGGUGAGCUGAGGAGGGCCAGGAGAAUGGUUUGCUUCUUCCUGAUCCUGGGAUGCAUCAUGUUCCUAGCAGUGGGAGGACUCAGUCUGGCCGCCGUGGAUCAGGUACCUCAUCAUCUGGUGGACAACGCUAUCGUACUGGGGGUGUUGGCUAUCCUUACAGGACUUCUGUUCCUCAUAGACCUAGCCUUCACCGGCAACAAGAGGGUUUCUUCAGAUUCAUCCAUGGUAGAUAAAAAUAAGAAGCCUAUUAAAAUAGUGUCUGCACCUUCGGCUCCAGUCAUGGAGGAAAAACCUCCCAAAGAAAAUAAGGAGCCUGUAAAAGAAUUUGACGAAAAGUCAAAGAAAAAUGUCGGCAACGGGGUAAUAAAUGAGCUCAGGUCUUCUUUGAAAAGGAAGAAGACAGUGGAAGAUCUUGACGGACGAGGGGUAGUGGUAGAAAAGCUAGAAAGAAACGUGGACUUUGAAGUUGAAAAAGCGCGGGAGCUGAAGAGAGAAACUGCGAGAUUGGAGGGAAGAAGCGAAGAGGGCAGACAGUACGGUCGAAGAGGGAUGGAAAACCGGGGAUUUCCUAGGAGCUAUUCGGACGACUCCGGGAGGUUCUCAGAUAGGUUUCGUCACGAGCUGGUGGAUGCUGAGACAGACAGAAAGUUCGAUCGAGAAUUUGAUAGACUUGAUUCGAGAAAUGUAAGCGUUGUUGAGGGGACUUACGACAGUCGGCGAUCUCCGCCCAGCAUGAUGGAGUUGGAACUAGACGAGCAUUACCUGCAACCCCAGGACUACUACAUAGAGAGGAAACCAUCCAGGGAUCGCAGCAGGGAGAGGGAGAGAAGCAGGGAGAGAGAGAAAAUCAGGGAUAGGGAGAGAGAAAGAGACAGAGAAAAAGAGAGGGAAAGGGAAAAGCUCCACGACUACAGAAUAUCAAGCUCUAGGAGACACAGCCUCGGAGGAGAUCUCUCGGACCCUGAGGAGUUUCAAUCUCAACUUCCAAGUGUGUCGUUUCUUCUUUCUGAACGAGGGAGAAAGGUUCUCCCAAGCGUCUCUACGUCACCCGUAGAACGAGUCCAAGAGGUUAACAAGCCUCGGUAUUAUUUCAACUCCGCCAGAGACCCAGCCUCCGGGUCCUCGGCACCUCCAUCUCCUGCGGCACCCUUGCAGUCGGAGGUGCCCUCGCCCGGAUCACCUCGGCGUCCUGGGUAUGUCCUGCACACAGCAUCACAUUGGGAAGAGUAUGAGAAGAGUCCCACGACAGUGUCUGGACGUCUGCAGCACUGGUUCAGGCGGAGUCAACCUGGUAAAGCCCCUUGAGAUGGAGGAAGUUUGAAUGUGAAGUUCAGAACUGAGUAUGGUGGAGAAAAAGUUGACGAAUUAUUGAUACGAGUGAAGCCAUCCUAUCUAUAAGAACCAGCUUCAGCCAGAUGCUCAUAUAGUCUAUUAUUCCACUCAAAGAAUUAGCUAAUGUAAAUAUUACAUUCCCCUUUCAAUAUGACAGUUUCCUGACUUACAUCUCGAGGGGUUGUUAUGCGACUUUUCAGGGGACUUUUAUGCGUCUCAAUAAAAACCAUUGAUUUGUUUUAAUAAAGAAGUCAACCCUAUCUAUAUAAUUAAUCUCAAUCUUAUUUUUAUUUUUGUAUGGAAACAAAUUUUCAAUAUAAGUCACUGAAAGCUAGAGACAAUUAUUAUAAUUUCUUUGUUAGACGAAAAAAAUAUUAGAUUUCCUUACAUAAAAAAUUAGUACUGUAUUACGGAGACACCUAAGCUAAUUUAUCUGGGUAAUCUCUUUUGGUAACUCAGUUAAAUUUUAUACUAAAGUUGACUACGACUAAUACAUUGGUAGUCAUUAUAGUAUUUACGAUCGUCAAACAUAUUUGGCUAGAUAUUCAAUUCAAUUCAAACAUUCUUUAUUUAUAAAU
Molecule: messenger RNA, 2182 nt
Organism: Macrosteles quadrilineatus (aster leafhopper)
Lineage: Eukaryota; Metazoa; Arthropoda; Insecta; Hemiptera; Cicadellidae
Product: serine/threonine-protein kinase fray2-like
Exons: 8
Coding region: 30-1577 (515 amino acids)
Biological process (GO): septate junction assembly
Source: RefSeq, a predicted model, not a curated record